This is a messenger RNA of Lepus europaeus (European hare), 1233 nucleotides long. It is a transcript of the gene GFRAL, whose product is annotated as GDNF family receptor alpha like. Gene Ontology annotation, biological process: nervous system development. The coding region runs from base 1 to 1233 and encodes 410 amino acids. Gene Ontology annotation, cellular component: external side of plasma membrane; signaling receptor complex. The transcript has 8 exons. NCBI's taxonomy places the organism in Eukaryota, Metazoa, Chordata, Mammalia, Lagomorpha, Leporidae. The record is from RefSeq and is a predicted model, not a curated record. Gene Ontology annotation, molecular function: signaling receptor activity.
AUGGGAGGAAAUGGCUGCCAAACUGGAAUACUGCAAACUUGUUUUGCUGUUUUUGUUAUACAAGCUAUGGGGCUAAGGUUGGAAAAUGAACCUACUUCCCAAUUCAAUGAUUGUACACUUUUAAGAGAGAAAUGCCUAAGUGAUGUGGAUGGAUGUGAACAAACAUGGAGAAUAAUGGAAGAUGCCUGCAAUGCUUCAGGUGACCCCUGCAAGAUGAGAAAUUCAUCACACUGUGUUCUGAGUAUCCACUCCUUAGUGGAAAGCAAUUUACAAUUUAUGCAGUGUCUCUGCACUGAUGACUUCUAUUGUACUGUGAAAAAAUUGUUUGGGAAAAAAUGCAUCAAUAAAUCAGAUAACAUGAAAGAGGAUAAUGAACUGAAGUGGAAUCUAACGACACUCUCCUAUCAUGGAUUCGAAGGGAUCCCAUCCUGUUUGGAAGUGACAGAGGCGUGUGUAGGAGAUGUGGUCUGUAAUGCACAUUUGGCCCUUUACCUUAAAGCUUGCUCAGCAAAUGGAAUUCUGUGUGAUGUGAAACACUGCCAAACAGCCAUAAGGUUCUUCUAUCAAAAUAUGCCUUUUAACAUUGCCCAGAUGUUGGCUUUUUGUGACUGUGCUCAAUCUGAUAUACCUUGUCAGCAGUCCAAAGAAGCUCUUCACAGCAAGCCAUGUGCAGUGAACAUAGUUCCACCCCCUUCUUGCCUCAAUGUAAUUCACAGCUGCCGAAAUGAUGAAUUAUGCAGGAGACACUACAGAACAUUUCAAACAAAAUGCUGGAAGCUUGUAACUGCCAAGUGCCACGAUGAUGAGACCUGUAUUAGCACCUUAAGCAAAAAGGAUUUCAUUUGUUCCGGAAGUGAUGACUGUCAAGCAGCUUACCUCGGAACCCUUGGGACAGUCCUUCAAGCACAAUGCACCUGUAGGACCAUUACACAAGCUGAAGAAGCUUUGUGCAAGAUUUUCCAGCACAUGCUGCAUAGAAAAUCAUGUUUCAAUUUUCCAACCCUAUCUAAUGUCAAAGGCAUUGCAUUGUAUAAAAGAAAACAUGCAAAGGAAAUCACUCUGAAAGGAUUUCAACCCCCCUUCAGUGGAGAAGUAAUCUACACUGUCACGUGCAUGAUGGUCACCUGUGGGACCCUUCUCCUGGUUGUGCUCAAGCUCAGAACUUCUAGAAUGUCAAAUCAAACAAGAGAUCCUUCACAGAUCCAAAUACCUGGAGGAGUCGUCAUUCAUUAA